AUGCUGAUGACUGUUUAUCCGCGCGAGUCGGAUCGUGCAUGCAGAGAUUUUCGCGUUAAGUUCCCUGACGAGAUAAUUCAUGACAGCCUCCCAGGACAGCUGUGGUUUGGGGCCGAGGUUAGCCAACAUCUUCAUACCGUUUAUGGUGCAACUGAUGACUGA
Molecule: messenger RNA, 162 nt
Organism: Cooperia oncophora
Lineage: Eukaryota; Metazoa; Nematoda; Chromadorea; Rhabditida; Trichostrongylidae
Source: the annotation of a GenBank genome assembly